AUGGAAAAGUUUUUUAAGCGCCAGCUCCUAGAAUUGUGGGAAAGAGGUCACUACGACCCUGAAGAUGAGGAUGAUAGAAAUAUCUUGGCCUUCAUAUACAUUCCAAUUGUUCAAAGAGAAGUAAAUAUUUUCAUAGAGUUGUGGAAUAACUCAAGAAGUAGACUUCAAAAAAAUACCUUAAUGCCUGAUGGUAUUCCCAAUUUUAUCUAUAGCAAUCCUGAGGAAUAUGGUAUGGUUGAUCGAGGCUGGGAAGUGUCUCUAGCUGAACUGCAAGCUGUUGCUAGGGUUUCAGGGGUUUUAGCAGUAGAGCAAGAUUACUUACCAGUUGAAUUUGCAACAAGAUGUUGUGCAGUUGUGCCUGAGCCAGAGAACAUUCCAUCAAAAGAUGCUGCAAGAUUUUAUUUAACAUUGCGCAGAGAAAUAAAGCAGUAG
Molecule: messenger RNA, 432 nt
Organism: Paramuricea clavata
Lineage: Eukaryota; Metazoa; Cnidaria; Anthozoa; Malacalcyonacea; Plexauridae
Source: the annotation of a GenBank genome assembly